CUGAUUAAACUUGUGAAAACAAGAUUUUACCCCGAUUAAAAAGUUCGUACACAGUAAGGCACGUAGGCAAGUGCACCACUGGAUCCAAACUUUGGACGUCAGGCUAGUAAGCUAGUAAGUGUGUUUAAAUCACCAGGAAAUUUACUACACACUCCGGCCCAUACCGCCUUAAUUAAACUUACUUCUACACGAGCGGCCAGUAGUUCGCUCAAAUCCCACAAGGUUGGUUAGUUUCAGCUUCAUUAAUGUCACACGAACAAGCACAGAGGUGGGUCAAUUUCAGCUCUCAAACAAUGUAUUUCUGUGCUUCAACCGACAUUAAAUUUCUGAUCAGUUUGCGCGAACCUCUCCCUCCAACCCCUUCAAAACUCCUUGCAGAUCGCACCGCAGUCCUUCAAAAGUAUCCACUUCGAAGACCCAUGUCAUGGCGGCAUUCCCUCAUUCCUCGACCUGUCCUCCACCGAAUUUUCCCACUCCUUUCCCCUCCUUCUAGCGACACACCGUCCGCAUCUUUCUACCGCCUUUAUCAAUUCUUUGUCAUAGACUGGACAGUCCAAUUCCGCAACGAGCUCGAAUACUUUUGGACGCGCUCUCAACCCGAUUGGGCGCUCUCAGCCCUCCCAGAUCCAUACCCUGAUAACAAACCCAAGACAGGCUCCGCCACAGACACAGACGAGGCACUUCAAUAUGCCAUCAUGGCUGGACUAUGUUACAUCAUGGAGAAAGCGUACAACCGCCUUAUUAUGGCUGGACUACCCCGCGAUGCACCUUCCAUCGUAGAUGACUUUGAGGAGCUACGAGCAUGCCCAAAACGCCCCGAGUCAGUCCCAGCAUGGGCAGAAGCGGUCAUCCCGCUCGGUGAGGUGACGGAUGUCCCUGACUAGGAGGGGAACGUGCCUAUAGAUGAGAAUGCUGAUGAGGAUUUCUUGCUCUUCGGAGUCCAAGUGGCGACACCUCAUUGGGUUUUUGUUUGAAUC
Molecule: messenger RNA, 977 nt
Organism: Suillus clintonianus
Lineage: Eukaryota; Fungi; Basidiomycota; Agaricomycetes; Boletales; Suillaceae
Exons: 2
Coding region: 246-884 (212 amino acids)
Source: RefSeq, a predicted model, not a curated record